Molecule: messenger RNA, 561 nt
Organism: Pipistrellus nathusii (Nathusius's pipistrelle)
Lineage: Eukaryota; Metazoa; Chordata; Mammalia; Chiroptera; Vespertilionidae
Source: the annotation of a GenBank genome assembly
AUGCUGCGGCUCCGGCUCGGGAUGCUGCGGUUCGGGCUCCGGAUGCUGCGGUUCGGGCUCCGGCUCCGGAUGCUGCGGGGACUCGGGCUGCUGCGGCUCGGGCUCCUCCAGCUGCUGCUGCUUCCCCCUGCGGCGCCGGCGGCAGCGCGGGAGCGGGUGCGGGUGCUGCGGGGGCAGCCGAAGGUCUCAGUGCUCCAGCAACACCCAGAGUCCCGGCUGCUGCGGCGGCUGCUGAGGCCCCGGAGGCCCCGGAGCAGCCUCUCCAGAGCCACCCGCCAAUCAGAGAGCGGCCCGCCGCCUGGGCAGCCACCCCGCCUCCGCCUCCUCUCGCUCUGUGGAAUUCCGGCCUGGGGCUCCCCUUCGUCCCAGGCCCCCAUCAAGCUCUCUGCACCUGGAUGUCCAGGAAUCCACCCUGUUCUCGGACCCACAAAACUUCCCGAAUGCGUGAUUUUCCUGCCUGGGACCCUGAGAGCCACGGUGGACUCUACUGCCUGCAUGGACACUGCACUCUGCUGUCUGCAUAGGCUACCACACAGUAGGUGCUCAAUAAAUGCCUACUGA